AAAAAAACCUUGAGAAAUAACCUCGAUCAGUGGCGAAUUCCUGAGAAAAGAGUGGCUGUUAUGUGCCGUUAUUUUGAAAUACCAUGCAUUUGUACUGAUAUACAACUAGCGAUCUGCCAAGAGUGCAAAGUUGAGAGAAGGGAGACAUGGUAGAGGCGGCUACCUUUCUACCGGUAAUUAUUGUUGUCGCGUUAUUAAUUUUUUGCCGUGAUAUGUUAUCGAAGAUGAUGAAAGAUCAGCAAAGUAUAACCAGAACUAAAAGAAACACCGAAGAAUCAGCAGCCAACAACAAAAAGUCAUUUUCGACCAGCAGCGAGUCUAGAAAUAUCGAAAAACGAAUGAAACCUAACCUGAAACCGAGCAACGGGCCAGCACAUGGUACCCCAACAACAAAUUGGGAAAAAUUUAAAGAUCUCAUAAAAGACUCGGGAUCCGAUGAAAAAAAGAUUAGGACCAAUAAUGCUCAUACAAAAACUUUUCCGAGGCAGAGGAGGAACUACAGUCAUGUAGAAUGUACUGCAUCCACACCUGCCUCGACCUUUUCCCCCACCGCUAAAUCCAAGGUAAAUAUCGCAAAGAACAAGACAAUGAAUCAAUUGACAAAACAAGUAGCAAUAGACUGUGAGAUGGUUGGGAUUGGAAACGGAACUGAGAACAUGUUGGCACGGGUCUCGCUAGUUAAUAGGUACGGAGUAUGUGUUUACGACAAAUAUGUCAAGCCGCGAGAAAAGGUUCAAGAUUACCGAACACCAGUGAGUGGAAUUCGUCCUGAUGAUCUUUACAACGGGGAAAACUUUGAGACGGUCCAAAGAGAAGUGGCUGAAAUAUUGCAAGGAAGGUUACUCAUUGGCCACGCCCUCAAGCACGAUACCGAUGUCUUGUUUUUAUCCCAUCCCAAGAGAAUGAUCAGAGAUACAUCAAGAUAUAAGCAGUUUAGAAAAGUUUCAAUGGGGAAUACACCGAGUCUAAAAAGACUAGCUGCAGAAUUGCUCGGUAUUGAUAUACAAAGCGGCGAGCAUAGUUCCGUAGAAGAUGCUAGAACUGCGAUGCAGUUAUAUAUGUUAUAUAAAAAUCAGUGGGAAACUGAUAUCAGAACUAAGCGGUGAAAAAUUUUGUAUAUUUUCUUUUACUUGCGAAUUGCAGGUUACGUUUUAUUCAUGUCGGGCAUUUAAGGUAUGGCAAACAUUUUUUUUAAGAACGUACAACUGUUGUUAUUGUAUAUGAAAUAUUGACGAGCUCGAAAUUAAUAAUUUAAUUUCAAUGUUGAAUGAAAAGACUGUUGUAACAUACAUAAAAUUUAAUAUUGCGGGGUUAGUCACCAGUAACUUUCCUCACAUUUUAGUACCAUAGUUAAGUGGUAAUCUUCAACGAUUAGCUCCAUGUAUGGGGGGCGAAUUACAUUCUACUUUUGCAACAAGGUCAAUAACGAUUUGCAAUAAUAGCAAUCGAUUUUACAAAUGUGCUAAGUAAUUUACUUACUCAGUUACCUACAGUUUUGUUCUUGUCUAUUACCGAUAAGUCAACUGUAAAGUGAAUCAUAUAACUGUUUUUUGAUGAGAUGGCUUAAUCUAAUUAGUUGAAAAGAAUUCGUAACCCCCUUAGAUAUCCAAUAAAAUAUUCACACCUGCAAUAAAAUGCUAACAGCUUUUCUGAAUUUCUCUCUACUGGGUGCUGUCUUGUCCAUCACAGACUAAUUCCGUAAAUACAAAUAGGACCUUGAUUUGUUUAACCACCAACUAUGCAACUAUUGUUUCUGUGAAUUCGUUUAGAACUAGUUGAGUUGAGAUAAAAGAAGAAUUUCGAAAGAAAACCAUAGUAAAAUGAUUACUGCCUUGAUAUAUGAGUAUUAGAUUAUGUAUAUUAACAAGAAGUAAAUUAUUUCAUGUUGAGAUGACGCAUAUUUUCUACGACUAAUCAAUUAUUUCUGUAAUUAUGAAAAAUAAAGUAUUUUGUUUAUAAAA
This is a messenger RNA of Neodiprion virginianus, 1961 nucleotides long. Its product is annotated as RNA exonuclease 4. Bases 147 to 1106 code for a protein of 319 amino acids. Gene Ontology annotation, biological process: rRNA processing. Gene Ontology annotation, molecular function: 3'-5' exonuclease activity; nucleic acid binding. The transcript is spliced from 2 exons. The record is from RefSeq and is a predicted model, not a curated record. Gene Ontology annotation, cellular component: nucleus. Lineage: Eukaryota; Metazoa; Arthropoda; Insecta; Hymenoptera; Diprionidae.